Rhopalosiphum padi (bird cherry-oat aphid) is the source of this 1952-nucleotide messenger RNA. RefSeq lists its product as uncharacterized. The coding region runs from base 381 to 1844 and encodes 487 amino acids. The record is from RefSeq and is a predicted model, not a curated record. Lineage: Eukaryota; Metazoa; Arthropoda; Insecta; Hemiptera; Aphididae. The transcript has 6 exons.
UUUCGACGACAACCGAUAGUCUCGUACGAGUCGAUCCGCAUACGCCGAUCAGCGUGCCCGCGUCUCGGUGCGUUCUGUUUUGCACAAACCGCGUGCUGUCCGCGUCCCUCUCCGCCGAAACGGCGCGCACAGCUUCGUUCGUCACCGCCGCCUUUGGCUCUCGUUCGGUAUCGAUUUUUCGUCCGAUACUCAGCCGCGUCGGCGAAUCGCGAUUGAUUUCGGCGCGGCCGCACAACCCACAGGCGCGCGCGGUGCACACACCGACGGCAGCGGCACGUCCGACGCGGACCACCACCACCGCCGUCAUUCGCCGAUCGUCACGCGCUCACGCACGUCGUCACUAGUCGCUCCACCGUCAGCUUCGACCAAGUGAACACUCCAUGGAUCACAUCGGCGGUUCGUCGUCGUCCAGCGACGAUGACUCGGGGCCCCAAGUCAUCGUGCCGCCGCCGCCUCACCGACGCGUCUUGCCGGACGGCGGCGUGGUCGAGCUGUUGUCGAUCGAGGACUACGUCCACGUCCCUCGUAUCGGCGAUAACCAUCGCAGUAAUAAUCGUUCGGCAUCCGGCAAUGUCGCCCUCAUCGACCUAACCAAUACAGAAGACAUCUUGGCUGAACGCGACAUCAUAAACGAUGAAGAAAUCUUAAACAGAGUACGCGCUAGUCGGCCCAACCACGGCCUCAUGAAUAUUAUGAACAACCACACACAAAACUUAAUGGAUAAUAUUCAGCACGAACGCCACUUGCAGCGCUGUUUAGAAAACAGCCGACGCAACAUGCAGGCCCAUAUAAACAAUAUGAACGUUGAAGACGUUAUCGAAAUCUUCGACGACGACGACGACGACGACGACGAUGACAACGACGCCGCCGCCGCUGCUGUUGUCACUGGCACUGGCGUGGCGUCUGGCAUCUGCGACCCGGACCGAGUGCGCAACUAUAAGGACAUAUUCAAGUAUGCCACCGACUUGUCCGACGGAAUGCCGAUGUCUAUCAAUCAAGAGAUUGAUGCGCGUAGUUUUACUGAAGAAAGGAAAAAAUUUCUGACAAAUGUUUUAUCGACCAUGUCAGUUAAUGUGCAUGAGGAAAUGAAUAAUUCAAUUAACAUUUUGUUCGACAAUAAUAAACAAGUGGAGGAACACGAAUUCGCAUUUGAUGUUAUUGCAGAAUAUGUUGACAAUAUUGAUUAUGCUAAUGAUUUUGAAAAGCUUGGUGGUUUCCAUAUAUUUUUACCUUGCAUCCGUUCCGAGCAUCCAUCUGUACGUGUCAAAACAUGCGAAUUGAUUUCUACACUGGUUCAGAAUAAUCCAUACUGCCAGGAAAAAUUCAUGGAAAAUACAAAUUAUCUUAAAGCAUUGAUAUCUAUGGUGGAAAAUGAUAAUGAUGAUGAAGUGCGUGUCAAGGCACUAGCUGCGAUUUCCAGUCUUGUUCGUCAAAACAUACCUGUGUUUUGGCAAUUCAUUGAACUUGGAGGUAAAGAUUUGAUUCUCAAUUCAUUGAAAUCACCCAUUGAUAAAUUGAAGAUUAAAGCGGUAUUCAUCAUUUGCUCAACUUGUCAUAUGGGUAAUGAUGUAGCGGAACUGUAUGUUGAUAAUGGAGUCGUUGAAAUUAUCAGUUCAAUAAUCAUGGGCAUGGAAAAAAAUGUUGAAUCAUUUCAUCAUGAGUUGUUUUUAUCAACAUUGAAUCAACUUAUCCGUUUGUCACCAGUCAGAGUAAAAGAAAUAUGCUCUUCGGUGGAGGAUUUCAAGCAAGCAUUGACAUCAUUACGAGAUUCAUAUUCAAAUGAAUCAAAAUAUCAGGAUGAAAAGGAUCAAAUUUUGUGGUUGAUGGAAACUCUAACAUUGUGAGAAGAUAACGCGGCACAUUUCAUUUUACUUAUUUUAUCAUAAUAUAAUUUUUUCAUAUCUGUAAUUGCUUUUAAAAGAAAUUAAACUUAUGGUUUAUAAUGCUAUUAA